Messenger RNA from Clupea harengus (Atlantic herring), 6501 nucleotides. RefSeq names its product zinc finger and BTB domain containing 37 (gene zbtb37). Gene Ontology annotation, molecular function: DNA-binding transcription factor activity, RNA polymerase II-specific; protein binding; RNA polymerase II cis-regulatory region sequence-specific DNA binding. Gene Ontology annotation, biological process: regulation of transcription by RNA polymerase II. The record is from RefSeq and is a predicted model, not a curated record. Lineage: Eukaryota; Metazoa; Chordata; Actinopteri; Clupeiformes; Clupeidae.
GCUGUAUUGGAACUAAUGCUAACGGCGAGAGAGGCAGGGGCAAGAGAUGAGUGGGGUUUUCGCCAACAGAACAAAUGGCAUGAUCCUGAUAAAAAGAUGAUAGUCCGUGAUAGGAUGCGGUAAGUAGAACGGUCAGUUUGUCGCGUUUAGAUAGUAAAGUGUUGCUCAAGGAAGGCAGUUGCAAGGACCUACCAUAGCCGGAGUUCUGUCGGGUAGGCUCCAGCUCAUCACCGUACUGCAGUAUGUUACUCUAACCGAGAAGAGUGCAACGCCGCGGCUAUGAUCUCGAAGCUGAACCGGUCGCUGGGUUGUCAAAACGGUGGCGUUGUAGCGUUUAGUAGUUUUUAGUAAUGCGUACAUUGUGUUCGUAAUCCUCUGCUUCUAUGCAAGUAAAUGUUUUAUAACAGUUGCAGAUUCGGUAAACGCGUUCGAGCCGCAGUUCGCAAAAAUAACCAAAUGACACCCACAGUGUGAUUUCGGUCCUGUUCACAUCAAGGUUUUAAUGCACUGUUCACACAAUAUUCUGUCGCAUACCUCAGGUUUGUCUGCUGUGACAACGCGGCAGACGGCAUGGAGAGCACGGGCAGUAUCCAGCUCGACAUCCCGGACUUCAGCAACUCGGUGCUGUCCCACCUGAACCAGCUACGCAUGCAGGGCCGCUUGUGCGACAUUGUGGUGAACGUGCAGGGCCAGAGUUUUCGCGCGCACAAGGUGGUGCUCGCCGCCAGCUCACCGUACUUCCGCGACCACAUGUCACUGAGCGAGAUGAGCACGGUGUCCCUCUCGGUGAUUCGAAACCCGUCGGUGUUCGAGCAGCUGUUGUCAUUUUGCUACACAGGCCGGCUGUGCUUGCAACUGGCUGACAUCAUUAGCUAUUUGACAGCGGCCAGCUUUUUGCAGAUGCAGCACAUCAUUGACCACUGCACACAGAUCCUAGAGGGUAUCCACUUCAAGAUAAACCUGUCUGAAGUCGACGGAGACCUGGUGGCAGCCCACCGGGGGUCCGGCCGGACCUUGGAGUCUGGGGGUGUUGCCGGGAGUUCAAUGGGUCCGCACCUGCUCAGCCCCAGACACAGUACCCCCAAGGUGACGGGCCCGUGUGGAGGUGUAGGAGCGAUGGAGGGACACAACGCACGUGAGGCGCAGGACGUGAGCCCGGCAGGCAACUCCAUGAGCCCUCCGGUGGUGGAGCACAGUGGGCUCGGGUCAGAAGCUGUGGGCAAGGGGGGGGUGAGCGGCAUCAGGGAAAAGGAGCCAGUCCUGCGCAUCAACCGAGCGGGGCAAUGGUACGUCGAGUCUGGACUAGAAGACAGUAGGGAGGAGGAGAUACGAGUGCGGGUGCCGGAUGGCCUGCGGAUCAAGACGGAGCGUUUGGAGGAAUGGGGUGGCACGGAAAUGCAGGCGUCGGCGGCGGUUGAAGUGAGUGGGACCGAGGAAGGGGGUGCCCCCAUGAUGAUUGACGCCUCAGGGCGCAGCUCACUGGUGCAGGAGGAGUUUGUGUCGGGGGCCUCUGGGUCAAAGAGCUCCCAGCCCUCCAGCAGCUUCAGCGAGACCGAGAGGUUCAGUCCUACAGGUAGUGUUGUGGUGAUGGCUGAGCGUCAGAGGGCCAAGAGUGAGUCUCCAGGGAGAGUGUAUGAUCAGAAACAUCCCAGCUCGCAGGGUGAGGAUCAGGCCAUGUUUGACAUGGGUGGCUACGAGGACUACCUGAGGGAACAGGUGGGGGAUCGCUGGUUCCGCUACAACCCACGCCUCACCUGCAUCUACUGCUGCAAGUCCUUCAACCAGAAGGGCAGUCUGGACCGACACAUGCGUCUGCACAUGGGCAUCACACCGUUUGUGUGCCGGAUAUGUGGGAAGAAGUACACACGGAAGGACCAGUUGGAGUACCACAUCCGCAAGCACACAGGAAACAAGCCCUUCCACUGCCAUGUGUGUGGCAAAAGCUUCCCCUUUCAGGCUAUCCUCAACCAACACCUCCGCAAGAACCAUCCUGGUUGCGCCCAACAGGAAGCCGCCCACAGUGCCUCCCCUGAAACCACCACCGUCUCAUCGAGGGGAGGCCAGGCGGAGGAGGAGUCUCCUGGCCAGGAAGAAGGGGAGGGGAAUGGGGCAGGAGGAGGGGCCACGUCCUCACCAGGGGAGGGCAUGCAGCCCUCGGUGUCCACCACCGGGCCUGAUUGAGGUCCCAGAAGAGAAGAGAAGAGAAGAGAAGAGAAGAGAAGAGAAGAGGUUCAGAAGAAUGAGGUGAGGGUUGAAGAUAGGGCCAGGGAGAAUCUCGCUUUUGGAGAAUGUAUCUUACUCCCUGCCCUCAACAAGCAGUCUCAACCUUAGCUCUAUUCUCAGCUCUUCCUCUAACCCACACCCACACCCACACCCUUCCCCACCCCACCAUUCAGACUCAAAUAAUCCAAACAGCAGAGGCAACACCUCAGCGACAAAUGAGAGAAUUAAACGUGAAUGAAUUUCAAAGCUGCUUUUCCUCACUGUUGGGAUGGGAAAAGGGAGGAUUGACCUAAAUAUGGAUAGCUGUAUCUGUCUUUUGCAAGUAUUCAUUUUAAAUAUCCUCAUCAGAAAUGUGUGAAACAAACUGACAAAGAUGGAAGAGUUAGUGUACUAGCAGACUUUAUGUAAUGGUUAUUUAAGAAUGGUCUCUCUGCUUUAAACCACAUCUACCUUCACUAAUACAGACUCAACCAGAAGCUAUCUAAUGAAGAAACUCCACACUUCAACAGCCUCACACAUCGCUGGAUGCAGUGUUUUGCCUUUCCUGUCUUUAAUAUGUUACUGUUUUUUAUUUUUGUUUUUCUUUUUUAAAAGGUUUUAUACUACUUAUAGCAAAAGUAUAGUAUUCAGGAAAAAUAUGUUAACAUGUUUAAAUUCGGCCAGAUUGCCAAGGUUUUUGUGCCAAAUAUCGAAGUUAAAGGGAAGAUUUUGUUUUUUGUUUUUAAAUUUUGCCUUCUGACAAUCUCGUUAAACUCUGCUUGGACGCAACACUACCACAGCAGACUCUGCCAAGUGUGUUGUCUAAAAGACCUUCAGGUCUGAUCAGGUAGGAGAUUUGAAUAAUUUGAUCUUUCCAAUGAAAAGUGCCAAUUCGGCUUUACGGGUGUUUACACACACUCAAAGACUUGGAAAAGCCUCUAGUAUCAAAUCAUAAUAUAACAAUAUAAAUUUGUAGGUUUUAGAAAAAGCAGGGAUGUUUAAUUACUUUAUCAAUCCUUGUGUCUUAGAAUGAAACUGCUUUGUUAGAUAUGUUGAUGGCUACGUGAUGUCCCUUUGGACAAACAGAUGGUCCUACUUCUCACUUAUUUUACAUAUUAUGUAUGCUCUGGAGCGCCUUUCAACAUUCAACAUUUUCAAAUAGCUGCUGAAUGUUAAUAUCAACAGUAAUAUAGAAAACAGGAAAGUCUUCAACCUCAGAUAAGCUACUAGACAGCUCAGUUACCUCUCAGUCAUCAUUACGCAAUACAGAUCUGUUACCAGCCGACUGGUAGAUGCACUCAGUAUUAGUAUUAUUAUUAUUAUUAUUAUUGUCGUUCAUUUUCUUUUAUUUGUUGUACUUUUAAAAGGACUACUCUUGUAAGUCACUUGCAAUGAAAGGUAGUUGGGCUCACAGAGGUCAAAGAUUCCAGCUUUGGUGAUGUAAUCCUGUUUAGAAUGGCCUGAGACGAGAGUCCAAGACAGCAGGGACCAAAAGAACCUAGAACCUAGAUCGGCUGUGGAACCCGCAUGGGGCAGAUAGAACCCGUAGUUCAUCCUCCUCACUCGGUGGUGUUAAAGCAGCACAGAAUGUUAUGGAACAGCGACCUUCAUAUGUUCUUUACCUCAACUGAUUGACCAGCCGUGGCUACUGUCACCAGUUUUCAGAGACAAGACCAUUUUUGUGCCCUUGGAGGACUUUCAUUUGUUUCGCAUUCAAGACUCAAAAGUAUUACAACUAAGCGAUUUAAGUAUGGUUCAAUUUAUGUACAUAAAAAAGGAUCCGUAUCCACCGAGAGGGUAAACAACUUGCUCUGUAGUUUCCGCUUCCCUAGCUAUGUUUGCAAUCGAGGAAACACGGCCACCAGUUUGAUAUCAAGAAGGAAAGACAUAGUGGGAGUGAAGUAAUGAUUUGUCACUUACAAGGAGGAGAUUAUAUACUAGACAAUAUUACAUUACACUGGACAAGUGAAAAGCAGCCAUGACUUGCCUGAAGGUUGAGUGUAGUCUCAUAAGUGAACUGCAUGCACUGAAAUUACUUUCUCUACAUAGUAGAGUAUAGCCAGUUGAAUACAAUUAGCCUGGCUGAGUCUGAUGAAACUUUCUCUAGGUUUACAGAAUUGAUCCCGAGCAUGCAGUAAGCCACUGAAUCUCUUCAGCCACUACUGUAUACCAGAACUAUGGGAGAUGGACAGCCUGAUAUCAAAGAUAAAAGUUGUAUGCAUGAAGUUAUUAUUAGGACAUUAGUUGCUUAUCAGAAUUGCUUUAAGUUGUUACGUCCUUGUGCCUUUUUUGAAAACUAAGUGACAAUUGGUAUGGAAUUCUGUGGCAAUAAGAGUUAGCACUUAUUGCUAUGGAUCCAUGUAUUAGUCCACUAGUAUUCUGUGUAUUGAUUAAUAUUAAGUUUAUUGAUGUUGCAGUGGUUACUGUGAUGCCUUUCAAGCAGUUGAGCGGGGUUUGAUUCCUGGCCAACGCAGAUUGCCUUUCUAUAGGCGUUUCAGGCCCAUUUUAAUUAAUUGAUUAUGGCCAGUAACUUUAAUCAAUUUUACGAUGUCACACAGUUACUGAAUAAACAUGCAGGCCAACAGUGACUGAGCUAUUUUGGCUGUUGGGAUUUGAAAAGAAUGAGUUAAAAUCAUGAGUCUAUGACGUGUCCAAUACUAAGAUGUAAACAAGGCGGCCAUUUUGGUGUUGGGCUUAAUGUGUCCUUGUUUGUUUGCUUUUUUGAGAUAAAGAUUACAUUAAACAAAGAAUUUGGCCGAGUCAGACAAGACAAGUGAGACAAGUAUAAACUGCUACUUGUCUCAAGCAGGAGUGGUACAAAAAGUUAAUGUCAAACGCCUGAAAAAACGUGUGCCAUGAACUCUCUCACUUACAUGCCGCUGUAACGGUCCAUUUUCUUAAUGUUAUUUUGAAGCACUGAGUCUUGCCUGCAAAACAAAGAGAAAGUCAGUAGAAAGGAAGUAAAAAGAAAUUGUCUUGUGACCAAGACCUGGUGGCAUGAGUUGUGCUGGCAAACUGCUGUGUAUCUAGGAAACCAUAAAAGUAUCAGAAACCUCUGUGGCUGCUUUAAAAAUGUCAUACCUCAGUGUGACGGUUUUUACUUCACCACCAACUACACUCACAACACACAUUGAUUUUAAUCGAAACUCAGUACGUUCAGAUCAUAGGACCACAAAUGAGGAGUUAUAUGCAAGGCUUGUUAGAGAGGGAUGGUUUGGCAGAAUGUUCCGGUAACGGUUAGUGCUUUUGUAUCAUGCCUAGUUUAUGCUUUUUUUUACUUGUUAUAACAAAUGACAAGGCAGUAGCAAAAGACAGUCAUGUUAUGGUCGAAUAGGAUAUUAUCGGUGAUCAUUUUAUUUUAAGAGCUGUGAAUCACACUAAGGUGUGACUUUUUUUUUUUUUUUUUUUUUCUUUCAAGUGGAAAUACAGCUACUGAUACUUUCAGGUGUUGUUUGUCCACUAUGUAUUAACAGGUCAGAACUUUGACAACACAAAAAGACCUCUGCACAAAUCAGCCCAGGCUGGCAAUUCCGAAUUUGCCACGGAUAUCAGGAAUUCUGUUUCCUUGUGUUGUUUUUUUCCUCAUUCUUGUUAAAGCAGUUCUGUGUCCUAUUCAGGUUUUCCAAUGAGUCGGUAACAGUCACAGGCGUGGACAUGCAAGUACUGAAGAUAUUAUGCAGUGUUUGCAUUUCUUGACUUCUGCCCCUCCCCUUCAAUAUGUGGGGAACACACAACAUCAUCGGUGGGCAGAGAUGGCUGUCUCUUUGGAAGUGGACUGAUUGCACGGCUGGACCAUGUUGAAUUAGAUGCUGAUCUCAGAGCCUAGAAGAGUUCGAGACGCAAUUUAGUUUGCUCUCAGCAUCUAUUUUCAUCAUUGAUAACAGAAUGUAAAGCCAGCUAGCCUAAGAAAGCCUUUUUUUCCAAAAAAGUAUAACAGCAGCUUUAAGAUGGAUAUCUGUAUCUUCCUGUGAUUCCACAGGACACAUAGUAAUGGUGCUAUGGGAUGCACAGUGUGCAUUUGUCAGUGGAGUUAAGGAUGAGACUGGGCCAUGCUAAGAAUACACUUAGCUUUGGACCUGAUAUACCGGGCUGAAUGGUGGUCUCUCUCCUGGACUCUUUUUAUGCCGUUGGACCUAAUACAGGCAUUAAGACCUACCUGGAUUUAUAAAGAAUCAAAAUAACUAUAGGAGGAGGUGUCUAUCAUAAUGCAAAGUUUGGCUAAUGACCAUGUUUUAUAUCUAAUUUACAGAAACAGGGCACAUGCGUACAUAUCCUCGUGUAGGUGACAUGCAUUGGGGG